Molecule: messenger RNA, 1217 nt
Organism: Bactrocera oleae (olive fruit fly)
Lineage: Eukaryota; Metazoa; Arthropoda; Insecta; Diptera; Tephritidae
Source: RefSeq, a predicted model, not a curated record
AUACAUCGAAGCACGUAUAGCAACAGCAAAACCAACAUUACGUUAAUGCGUAUAGCAUGCCGUCGGGCACAUACAAUCAGACAAGCAUUAAAAGACAGACACACGCACAAGCGUUUGUACUUGCAUCCGUUGCAGCAAAUGUUGCACACUCGGUUAGGGGUUGUUCUCCUGUCAACCGAACGGCGAUCGUCGAGCUCUGCAAGUAUAAAAGGCGCACCAGUCAGAGACUCAACAUCAUUCACAUCGCAUCCUUCUUACUGAGUGCAUUCAACACAAAGUGUACGCACAGUCGAGACGUGAAACCAAGACACGUAAAGUAAUACCAGCAAACGAACAAACAACAACAACAGCAACAGCAUGUCGCCGAACACAAAAUCACUACAACAACAAUCACAAUUCUACGCUACCAAAACGGAGCUGUACUUGAAAGUGAAGAAACCACUGUUGGAACGUCAACGUCGUGCCCGCAUCAACAAGUGCCUCGAUACACUGAAGACACUGGUAGCCGAGUUCCAAGGUGAUGAUGCCAUACUGCGUAUGGACAAAGCCGAAAUGCUUGAGUCGACAAUUGCUUUUAUGCGUCAACAUAGCCAACGCCGUUCAGCGAUGCCCGCUGUGGCGCCACUUGCACCGAUGGAUAGCUUCCGCAAUGGUUAUAUGAAUGCCGUCAAUGAAGUUUCGCGCGUUAUGGCCGCUAUGCCGGGCAUGAGCGUCAAUGUGGGCAAAUCAGUGAUGACACAUUUGGGUAGCGAGUUCAAUCGGCUAUUACAACAACAGCAAGCAAUCGUUGUAGAUGUUGAGGAGAAGUUGAGUGAAAAAUUAGCUCGUCCAUCGAGUCGUGCCUCAUCGGGUUAUCACAGUGAUUGCGAGCAUGAUAGCCCAAUGUCAUCACCAGCACCAGUAGCCGCCACCGAGUGCGCCACCUGGCGACCAUGGCUGUAAGCGUUCGCUAAGCCGUGCAAUUAUUCGGUGUUGGGGCGUUACCAGAACAACUGAGAGCUUUAAAUCAAGGCAACUUUAGAAACAAAGAUUGUGUGUUAAGACUGUGAUCGCAUUUAUUUGCAUUGUUAUUGUAUCUUCUGAUAGAAACAACUCUACAUAUAGCUUUAAUAGUUUGUAAGAACUUAGAAAUUGUUUAAAAAAAAUAAAAUAAGAGCUUUAAUAGUUUGUAAGCUAAGAAAUUAUGAAGAAAAUAUAAACUUAAUGAGAAUUAUUAA